Pungitius pungitius (ninespine stickleback) is the source of this 4284-nucleotide messenger RNA. RefSeq names its product ATPase H+ transporting V0 subunit a2b (gene atp6v0a2b). Lineage: Eukaryota; Metazoa; Chordata; Actinopteri; Perciformes; Gasterosteidae. The transcript is spliced from 20 exons. Gene Ontology annotation, cellular component: vacuolar proton-transporting V-type ATPase complex; vacuolar proton-transporting V-type ATPase, V0 domain; plasma membrane. Bases 505 to 3054 code for a protein of 849 amino acids. The record is from RefSeq and is a predicted model, not a curated record. Gene Ontology annotation, molecular function: proton-transporting ATPase activity, rotational mechanism; ATPase binding. Gene Ontology annotation, biological process: proton transmembrane transport; vacuolar acidification.
GAUGGGGAUUGGUCAAGGGAACAUCUACUUCUGUGGAAUUGUGGAAGUUGAACGUAUUCAACAGUUGGAGAAGUGACGUGGAUCACUAUGGAUAGGACCAGCGAACAUUGGCUAAAUACUUCAUAAAUUAUCAGACGGUUCGCGACUACUGCAUUCAACAUGUUACCUUAGCGGUCAUAAUAUCGGUUGAGUCACCAACUUCAGAUUCAACUUGGUCCAAACAAGUUUUUCCUUGAACUAAAGACACUGCUCACCGGUGGCUAAGCUAGCGUAUUAGCUAACAGCCUCAUCUUUAUCAAUAACGUCAGCUGCCUCAAGUCUGCGUUAUGCAACUCAAACAUUGUAUCAUCACCGGAGCGGAAACAUUAAACGCCCGAACCAGGACUGCGACCAACCGCCCUUGACGUGCUCAAUUUACGGAAACGACUUUAUCGUCAGUUAGCCUGCUAACAUUAGCCCGUCAUCUCACCGAGCAGGAAACGUACGGUCAAACACCCGAGCAAGAUGUGCUCUCUGCUGCGAGGGGAAGAGAUGUGUCUGGCCCAGCUGUUUCUGCAGUCCGGGUCGGCGUACGACUGCGUCGUUGAACUGGGGGAGCUCGGGCUGGUGGAGUUCAGAGACCUCAAUCCCAGUGUUAACGCAUUCCAGCGGAAACAUGUCAAUGAGAUUAAAAAAUGUGAAGAGAUGGAGAGGAUCCUCGGAUACCUUCUGAGGGAAGUCAAGAAAGCAGACAUUUCUCUGCCAGAGGGAGAUGUGAACCCAGUGGCUCCUUUGCCCAAGCAUGUCAUGGCUAUAAUGGAGCAGCUGCAGAGGCUAGAAGUAGAGUUAGGGGAGGUCACCAGGAAUAAAGAGAAGCUGCAGAGAAAUCUGUUGGAGCUGACAGAGUACACACACAUGCUGCGCAUCAGCCGCAGCUUUGUACAGAAGACAUCAGAGCAAGAGCCGCUACAGGUUCAGUAUGAGGAAUUCCCCUUCUUGGAAAAAGACACACUGAUGGACUACAGCAGCAUGCAGAGGCUCGGGGCCAAACUUGGUUUCAUUUCUGGACUGAUCAAGAGGACAAAAAUUGAGGCCUUUGAACGGAUGCUGUGGAGAGUAUGUAAAGGCUACACCAUCCUCAGCCAUGCUGAGGUCGAGGAGUAUUUGGAAGAUCCUGAUACGGGUGAGCCUAGCAGAAGUGUGGUGUUCUUGAUCUCUUACUGGGGAGACCAAAUUGGUCAGAAAGUGAAGAAGAUCUGUGACUGCUACCACUGUCACUUGUAUCCCUAUCCCAGUACCAACGAGGAGAGGAACGAUGUUGUGGAAGGACUUAGAACUCGUAUUCAGGAUCUGCACACAGUUCUUCAUAGGACUGAGGACUACCUGAAACAGGUCUUGAUGAAGGCCUCUGAAUCAGUCUACACCUGGGUCAUCCAGGUCAAGAAGAUGAAGGCCAUCUACUAUAUUCUCAAUCUGUGUAGCUUUGAUGUCACCAACAAGUGUCUGAUUGCGGAGGUUUGGUGUCCUGUCAACGAUAUUCCCACGCUGAGAAGAGCCCUAGAGGAAGGAUCGAGAAAAAGCGGAGCGACCGUUCCCUCCUUUGUUAAUCGUAUCCCCACAAAUGACACUCCGCCCACCCAGAUCAGGACCAACAAGUUUACAUCUGGCUUCCAGAACAUUGUGGACGCUUAUGGAGUCGGCAAUUACAGAGAGGUCAACCCUGCUCCUUUCACAAUCAUCACUUUCCCGUUCCUGUUUGCUGUGAUGUUCGGGGAUCUGGGUCAUGGACUUAUCAUGGCUCUGUUUGCUUUCUGGAUGGUGCUGUACGAGAACAACCGCAAACUUAAAAACACCAGGAAUGAGAUCUGGAACACAUUCUUUGAGGGUCGUUAUAUCAUCCUGAUGAUGGGCCUGUUCUCCAUCUACACGGGCCUGAUAUACAAUGACUGUUUCUCAAAGUCCCUUAACAUCUUUGGUUCCGGGUGGAACGUGUCGGCCAUGUUCAGGGCCGAGGUGUGGAAGAAUGCUGAUAUCAGUGGGAACCGUUUUCUCACUCUGGAUCCAAAUGUUACAGGAGUUUUCACCGGACCUUACCCUCUGGGAAUCGACCCGAUUUGGAACUUGGCAUCCAACCGCCUUACGUUUCUCAACUCCUAUAAGAUGAAGAUGUCAGUGAUAUUAGGUGUUAUACACAUGAGCUUCGGGGUUAUCCUCAGCACUUAUAAUCACUUGCACUUCAGGAAGAAGCACAACUUGUACUUGGUCUUUCUGCCUGAGCUACUGUUCCUGCUUUGUCUAUUUGGCUACCUGGUGUUCAUGAUAUUCUACAAGUGGCUGGUCUUCACCGCUAAAGACUCCAGAGAGGCUCCAAGCAUCCUCAUCCACUUCAUAAACAUGUUCCUCAUGCAGAGUGAUGGAGUGCAACCCCUCUAUCCAGGGCAGACUGGGCUGCAGGUGUUCCUGGUUGUCGUUGCCGUUCUCUCCGUGCCUGUCUUACUCCUGGGGAAACCUGUCUACCUUUAUUGGCUUCACAAUGGAAACCACCGCCCAGGAUUGUAUAGGGGAUACGAGCGUGUGCGGCGCAACAGUGAGGAGGAGCUCUACCUGAUGAGGGCUCAUGACAUGGAGGAGGGCGCCAGUCACAGUGAUCUCUCCAGCAGUGGAGAGCGCCAGACAGACGAGUUUGACUUUGCAGAUGAGUUUCUGCACCAGGCCAUCCACACCAUAGAGUAUUGCCUCGGUUGCGUCUCAAACACAGCUUCCUACUUAAGGCUCUGGGCUCUGAGCCUGGCCCACGCCCAGCUGUCUGAGGUGCUGUGGACCAUGGUGAUGCGAGUGGGAUUACGAAUGGACACCAGUCUCGGGGUUUUAUUCCUGGUGCCUGUGUUUGGCCUGUUUGCCGUUCUUACUGUUUCCAUCCUCCUCGUAAUGGAGGGUCUGUCUGCAUUCCUUCAUGCGCUGCGGCUGCACUGGGUGGAGUUUCAGAAUAAAUUCUACAGUGGGACUGGAGUGAAGUUUUCCCCUUUUUCUUUCUCUCUCUUGCCCUCCAGCUUUGAGCAAUAUGGCUUACUGUGAAGGGACUCUCAGAUAAUAGUGUUGGGUAGUAAACUGAGCCAAAAAGGACAUGCUUAGGAGGGCACAUUGUAGAGACGUCAUCAGGAGAUAAUGAUUUUUCUUGUAAUCUUUUUUUCAUCUGUUCUGUCAAGAAAUUAUAUAGCUAUAGACUGGUUGAAAUGCAAUGCCCUCCCAGCAGUGGAAGAAAUGUAGACAUGAGAUUGUACUGUUGAGAAAUGUGUGCUAAUUACAAAUGUAUGUAACGCACAGUAUUUUAUACCAGGAGCAGUUUGAUUUCAUUUACUUUAUCGCUGCAGGUUAAAAUGCUAAAAGCUCCAAUUGGGAGAGGAGCCCAUAUCCAUAAAACCUUCAGUUUUCAGGUUUUGUUUAUGUCGGUAGUAUGGAAAACAAAAUAUGCCAAACUUGAAAUAUUUAACUAAAGACACGACCGAGACUUAUUAGGAUUAAUCUUUUUUCAGAAUCUACUCUUUUCACAGGAUUUUCUUAUUAGACAACCAGCUUUUUAAGAAAAUUGAUAUUAUGGUAUUUCCUGGCAGAUCUGGCUCAUAUGGGUGGUGGAUGAUCACUUAGCCUUUGUUUGACUUUUUGUUGCAUGGAGUGCCUUACAGAAGUACAACCAAAUGACAACAUAGUGUAUUGUUUUCAGUUUUCUUUGUGGUAUCAAAACAGUGCUGAGGCUCUUGACUUGUUUGUAUUGAAAUGUGCGCUGGCAGGUGAUGAGAUGUAUAUAAUUUUACAGAAAUAUUUUUUAAUUUAUUUUAAAGUGUAUCAGAAUUAAACAUAUGUUGACGGGGUUAUGAUUUUUACUUGUAUGCAUUCACAGUGUUGCCUAUGCAUUUGUCAAUUACUGAACUAUUUAACAUUCCACACAGUUGUUGACUCACCUCUGCUGGCAAGAGCCCCUACUUUGAAAUAUUCUUUAUUCAUAUUUAACUCCACGGCCAGGCUUUAUCAAAUCCUAUUAGGAGAUAAUUUAAUUAUAUACUAGUAUCAGGCAUUAGUAAUCAUAAAAUGUAUAAAGUGGAGUAAUGAUUAGCAAAUGUUUUCAUUCCUGUGUAGUUGACUUUAAAAUGUUCAAUAGGUUAGUUGAAUUGUAGUUUUCUCUAAUGCAGCCUUAAACUUGCCAUUUAUGUUAACAUUACGAAUCAUCUCUUUUCCUUGACAAACACUCCAUGUUUUAUUUUUUAGAAAAAAAAACAUGUCAAUGUCAAUAAAUUGCAUUUUUUUUUA